Messenger RNA from Ectocarpus siliculosus, 1452 nucleotides. NCBI's taxonomy places the organism in Eukaryota, Phaeophyceae, Ectocarpales, Ectocarpaceae. The record is from the annotation of a GenBank genome assembly.
AUGGAGACAGUUGGCGGUGUUGGUCGAUGGGUGCCUACAGAUCCAAACACAACAACCACCGAUGUUUUUGCAACACUCCAUGUUCUGGCAUUCGAGGGGCUCCUGCCGUCAUACUACAACCACAAGAAGUUCUUGUCCUUCGUGCGUCAGCUCAACUUCUACGGCUUCAAGAAGGUCAAGGGAGAUCCUGCCUCACGUAUGAGUUCUGCUUCCUCCGUCCACCCCCCGCCGAGCGCGGUGGCGGCAGACGAGUCGGAUUCGUGGCAGGAGUUCAGGCACCCUGAGUUUCGCCGGGGCCGGAGGGAUCUCCUGGCGGGCAUCAAGCGGCAGAAGGACGGGGGACGCGUAAAGCGUAAACAAGCCGAAUUGGAGAAGCUGGGCACCCUCAGCACCCUCACGACCGACGUGGACAUGAUGAGCGUCGACUUGAGGGCGGCGAACGGCAAGCUCGACGACAUCAUGUUGAUGUUAUCCGGCAUGGCGGGCGGCAACCUGCACUCCUCCAUGAUCCCGCCCGUGCAACGGGGAAACAUGGGCAGAGGUGGUGACGGAAGUUUCGGGUUUGGCAUCGGCGGAAGCUCUAGCGACCAAAACUCGUACAACACAGCAGAAACCGCGGGCGCCGCUGCCGCUGCGUUUGGCGGGGACCGGCAGCAGGUGGUGGGGGCGGGGUCGAGGGAUGGCAGCACCGACCAGGAAGGCCACGACCCUAGUGUGUAUGGAGCACCGCUCGACCAACGUCAUACGCCAUGUCUCCCUGUUGGCCAUCAGCAACAGGGUUGGCAGGGCCAUGGACCUUACCCGCAGCCCCACCAGCCCUCCUUUUCAACAGAGCGAUGCCUGGUGGCCCCCAACCAGGUGAGGUACCAGGCGGCGCAGUCGCAUCCAGCACUACCGUCACUACCUCUUGCAGUAGCGGCGCAUGCUUCACACGUUUCCGCUGCUGAGCCGCGGCGUCAGCAGCUACCCCCCCUAUGCUACCCGCCGAGGGGGGACGGCAACAACCUCGCUUCUUCCGGGCACGAGCAAGUAGGCGGUGUGUACGAGAGCCUGUCCAAUAAGGCAAGCCCCUCGGGAAGUGGAGGCGGGGGCGAUGGCGGCGAUGGCGGCGGCGGCGGCCGGCGUGGGGAUUUUCACUCCGUUUCUUCUUGGGCCAACACCAACCCGCGCGUAAUACAGGGGCAGCAGCAACCUCAACUUGCCUGGUCUUACCGUCUGCAACACCAGCAGAACGGCGGUGCUGCUCAAGUUGUCAGUCCACCUAGGGGAGGUUACGAUGGUGACGUUGGUACGAUGGGCCGACUGGAACAGGCGUUGUCGCAUGGAGCGAUGUCCGGACUCCGUGUGCUAUCGCACUCCGCAGCAAGCAUCUCCCAGACAGACAAGGAACAGCAAGAGAACUUCAACGCAGGCAGCACAAGCAGCAGCAUGAGCAGCAUGGGCAGCACAUAA